CAUUUACUUGAGUAAAUUCUUGGACGAGUACUUUUUACCUUAAGUAAAAUAUGUUAAGUAGUGCUGCUCUUACUUAAGUGCAUGUUUUGUGUACUUUGCCCACCUCUAAUGUUUAUUGUGUAUGUUUUUAUUCUUUUACAUUUGUUUUGUAGAGGAAAUGAAUAUUAGAGACAACAUGGAGUCCCUUUGGGAUGCUGGCUCCAAAGGGUUGUCCUCCUCCCUUUUUUCAUCGCCGAUGCUUCAUCAGAUCACUCAAAUGAGCAAAUGUUCUGUUUUAAUCCCUCCAGUUUUCAGAGAUUAUGACAUAUAGUGACCCAAACACCAGAUUUACUUUUUACAUCAAGUGAAAAAAUGGCGCAUUGUGUUUUACAUUGAGGAUUACAGGAGACUCCUUUAUUUCUCCAGAGCAGCCCACCCAAUGCAAAUGUUUUGAGGAGCUCAGACACAAAGAGUUGUUCAUCAUGUUUAUUGCUGUGCGCACUGAUGGCUUGCAGCGCAGACGGUGCGCAGAUCCACCAGCCGCUUUCUACGCGGCUGAACAUCCCACCCCUCCUCCUCCUCUUUCUUCUUAACGGCACCAACCAUCUGCCGCCUCUUUUUGUAAUUUCUAACCCAGCAGAUUAUUUCCCUCAGACGUCUACUUGCACUUGACACGACCCAAACAUCGCUUUCCUCACGGAGAGCAGCUGCGCAAAGGAGCGGGAACGGUGGCAGUCCGCACCGCGCAGGAGGAGGACCGGGGUGCCGCGUACAUGCAACCCGACCGCGGAGGUUCAUAAAGACGGAGCGGAUUUGAAUUAAGGACCGGAUAACAAGCAGCAACUCUGCAACCUUCGCUUAGGGAGGGAGAGAGGGAGAGAGGGAGGCAACUGUUUAGCAGAUCUUGGAAACCCUGGGUGAGGUGAGGGGAGGGAGGGAGGAGAAUGAGCUAUUCUUGUACCAGCAGAGGCAAUAGCCAGGACCCAUCAAACGCUAAUCCAGCCAGAAGCACCGGAGGCACCGACGGCGGCACGGAUAGCACCGGCAACGGCAGCCCGAAGCAAACGGCGGUGAUGAAAGUGAAGAAAGGCUGCAACUCGACCGAGGUGGAGGUCCCGGUGACCACGGAGGAGGAGCUGCUGGGGAGGACGGUGAUCACUCCGGAGAAUGUUCUGGGCUUGCAGAAGAUCACAGAGCAUUAUCUAUGCAGCCCAGAUGAGAAUGUUUUCAACAUCGACUUCACAAGGUUCAAGAUCAGAGACAUGGAGACGAGCACAGUGCUGUUUGAAAUCACCAAACCUCCGUCCACAGAUAAGUCAGGAGAGAAGAGGGACAUCGACCCGAACGCCGGCCGUUUUGUUCGUUACCAGUUCACCCCUGCUUUCCUCCGACUGCGGCAGGUUGGAGCUACCGUCGAGUUUACAGUCGGUGACAUGCCGAUAGAAAACUUCCGGAUGAUCGAGAGACAUUAUUUCAGGGAGAAGCUGCUCAAGAGUUUCGACUUUGAGUUUGGCUUCUGUAUGCCCAGCAGCAAGAACACCUGUGAGCACAUCUACGAAUUCCCACCUCUGUCAGAGGACACCAUCAGAGAGAUGGUCCUGCACCCCUACGAGACGCAGUCUGACAGCUUCUACUUUGUGGACAAUAAGCUGGUGAUGCACAACAAGGCAGACUACUCAUACAACGGCGGGACAUAGAGACGACGCCUUCGCCGCAGGGGACAGGUGGAUUAAUGGACCAACCUGUGGGACAGUCAGAGGACAGCGUYGGCUUCGACUUCCUGUCUUUCUUUUGCUCUGUUUGUCUUUCUCCUGUUGAGACGACUCCAUCCAGCAGCAGAUGGGUUUGUGAUAAUCUGAGUGUGUUUGUGUGUAAGCACACAGAAAUGCAUCUGCAGAAGCUGCAUACACAUAAACACACACACGUGGUGGACACAGACACAACGUGUGUUUGUAACAUGAUAAACCAGCAGAAAAGCGACGCUUGCAUUUCAGAUGGUUUUUAGCCACGUCAUGAAAACAAAAGUUUUAAAAUAAUGAUAGAAACUAUUUUUUUUAUUCAGGUAGAUAAUGGUAGGAAUCAUAAAGCCUUGUAAAAGUGUUCAUAACUCUUGAAUUUUUUCUGAUUUCAUCACAAUUUUGCUGAACGAUUAAUUUGUCCAGAAGUUAUUGCAAUAAAUGGUUAUAUUUUCAAGGAAGGGAAUAAAAAUGCAAGAUCUCAAAGAUCAAUAAACUUUUAGCACUGGAAAAGGAAAACAUCUUAAAAAUCCAAAAUAAAUAAACAAAGACAACAGAAACAACAGUUAAAAUGAAUUAUGAAGUCUCUGUAAGUAAAAUUGUCCUUCAUGAAAAGAGCUAACUGACACCAAUGUAACCCACUGAAGACUUUCAUCAUCCAAUUUUUGGUAGAAGUAGAAAAACAAUAAAUGAUGCAAAUUGAAAUUGAGCUUGUUUUAAUUUAUCAUGCAGUUUAAUUGAUUUAUUGCUUAUUGCGACAGGCCUAAUCACAGUUUUCUCUUGUAUUUCAUGUGCAGCGUCAGAUUCAAAGUCAGAUUUGCUUCUGGACUUUGACUAGGCCAUGCCAACACAUGGCUAUGCUUUGAUCUAACUGCAGCUGUAUGGUUGCACAAACCUGUUGCAGGCUCCAACAGGUUUUCUUAGCCACCGCCACGUUUCAUCAUGAAACCUGUUGCAAAAAAGAUAUUAAAAAUAUUAUUUCCACUUCAAAACCGUAAAAAAUCCAAGUGAAAAUAUGAAGUAUGUGGUUGUAAUGGACCAAACGUGAACAAAUUCAACUGGUAUAAAUACUUUUUCAAGGCAUUGUAGGAACAAAUCUCACAUUUCUAAACGUGUGUUUUUAGGUCUUCAGUAACAGUUGUGGGAAGAUUGUGGUCAUUUGAUUCAACAGGUGAUUUUUUAAAAAUCUAUGUGUGUGAGUGUGUCUGCUGCCAUUUUGUACGAUUGUGAGUGUCUUUCUCCCUGUGUAAAAGUUUGUUUGAGGCAUGAACACUUCUCUGGUACAGUAAGGAAUAUUAUUUAAAUGUCAGCAAUUUUCUAAUCUGCCUCGCAAAGGUCAGGUAGAUUUCCAGAAGCUGUCAGUUCAUUUCCUCCACCGGAAGCAGCGAUUACGGUAGUUGGAAGUUUAUGAGACAUUCGCUUCGUCUCGUUCUGUUCCUGAUUUGAUUGUCGACUACGUUGACCUGUAAUAACUGUAGGCCGUAUGUAAGUGCUGUAUUUGCUCAAAGUGCAAAGUUUUUUUUACAGAGAGACUCAUAAAGGUGGCUGAUCUGAUCUGGACAGAAAUGCACUUUGUCAUCUGUGCUUGGGUUGUUCUUUUAACAGCCUUGUGUUUCACUGUUUGGUUUGAAGUGAAGUUUGUCAUCUCCUCUAUGCAGGAAGGAUGAAAAAUUACGAUUUCAGGCAAACUUCUGGUUUAGAGAAAUAUACAUUUGAAAGACGUAGCACAAUAAAAUAUUUGUGAUUUUUUUUUUUAUUGCGUUCAAACAAAUCAUUUAUUUCUCUUGAUUUCUGCCUCAUAGUCGUUUUUGUUAUUUUCACUUMUACAUAUUCCAGUGAUUUUGAGUGUGCUUAAUAAACUCCUUUUGUUUGAAGGAGGUCUGUCAUGAGAUGCCUCUAAACUCAAAUAUGCACACUUCGAUCAGAAAUAUCAAAAUUAUUGUCUGAUUUUUAGGAGGAGAGAUGUUCGUUUUUACAUAUUUUCUGGUUUGAUGCAUUWUAUGUUUUGAUUAGUUGUGUCAUUGACUAAUUUAAAAUAUGUCUACAUGUUGGCUGAACCAGAGGAGUGAAGAGCAAGCAAUCAAUUGAAAGGAAACCAGAUGUGUCUUCAGAUCCUUAUAGAAGACACAUUUUUAUGUGAUUCACAUUUGCCCGGAUUUGUUUCUGGAUUAUAGUUGCAAAAAAGAUUUUGGUAAAAGUUUCAAAAUGUAACGGCAGAGAAUAAUAGACAGGAUUUGAUUKGGAAUUAAACUAAUUGACUUGAAUGUUUUGUUGGAACAUGUUUCAUAAAUAUAUAGAAGAGAUUUCUAAAUGACUUGUUGUGAGUCGUACAAAUUAUUUUGAACUUAUUUAAAGUUUCCAGAUGUUGGUGAGACUUAAAAAAUGAACAAUAAAGAUUUAUUGGACUUUUUGAAGCA
Messenger RNA from Poecilia reticulata (guppy), 4132 nucleotides. It is a transcript of the gene unc119a2, whose product is annotated as unc-119 lipid binding chaperone a2. Gene Ontology annotation, biological process: negative regulation of clathrin-dependent endocytosis; nervous system development; lipoprotein transport. NCBI's taxonomy places the organism in Eukaryota, Metazoa, Chordata, Actinopteri, Cyprinodontiformes, Poeciliidae. Gene Ontology annotation, molecular function: lipid binding. Gene Ontology annotation, cellular component: intercellular bridge; centrosome; spindle midzone. The record is from RefSeq and is a predicted model, not a curated record.